GUGACAUUGACAUAAAUGAAAAACGGAUGAAAAUUUGUUUGAUUGAAAUCGAUUUUUCUAAAGUAUUUCCUACAUUUUAAGUUAUGAUUUGCUAGCUUUUUAGACGCUUUAAUAACAGUCGUGCCUCAUUUUUAUGAAUAAUUAGUUGUGGUAGUUAUAGUUAAAAUGAGUUUGGUCAGUAAAAAGUGCGAAUCGAUAAGUUUACUUGAAUCAUCCAAAGGUGAUAUUAUUUCGGGUAAAAUUACACCAGAUGAUGUGUUGCGUUUGGAAAAAAUCACUGAUACAUAUCUUUGUAGUCCUGAAGCGAAUGUAUACGAUAUAGAUUUUACAAGAUUCAAAAUCCGAGAUUUGGAAACAGGAACUGUCCUAUUUGAAAUAGCUAAGCCACCGACAGAUUUUGGAGUGGAAAAUGAUGGAGCAGAGGACACUCCUGAAGAACCACUUGACCCUAACGCAGGCAGAUUUGUACGAUACCAGUUUACCCCACAAUUUCUUAAGUUGAAAACAGUUGGUGCUACUGUGGAGUUUACUGUUGGAGCUCGACCUGUGAAUCACUUUCGCAUGAUUGAAAAGCAUUUUUUUAGAGAUACCUUGCUCAAGACUUUUGAUUUUGAGUUUGGUUUCUGUAUACCAUUUUCGAGAAACACAUGCGAGCACAUCUAUGAAUUUCCUUCUCUACCUCCUGACUUAGUCGAGGAGAUGAUUGCUGCUCCAUUCGAAACAUGCUCUGACAGUUUUUAUUUUGUGGACAAUCAACUAGUAAUGCACAAUAAGGCUGAUUACGCAUACAACGGAGGGAUAAAUAACUAAAACAUUAUGUUACUCCUCUUUAACUUUUGUCAAAAAGAAACUCUCUUUAAGCACUACAAAAUGCAAUUUGUGAGUGAGUUAACUGAAUUUGUUUAAAUUUUCAGUUUCUCAAUCUCUUAAUAUGACUAUUUAGAUAUUUUGCGAUUUGAUAAAAUUGGUACCUAAUUGAAUCUAACUACUGCACAUUUGUUGUUAUUUUUUGGCAAAAUAUGUAAUUUAUUGGCACAGGUAAAAAUAUUUAUGCAAUGUUUUUCAUCGUGCAUAUGUGACUUUUAUUAAAAUUUUACUGUAAUUCAUGACAAAAUGCACAUGCAUUCCACCUUCACAUUGUAAAGGACCCCAAGAAAAAGACUUUACUUUCUUAUGUUAUUAUUGAUGAGCCUAAACUUAUUCAAUUUUGAUAUAAUUAUACUGAAAGUUGUGUUGUUGUGAAUAAGUUUGGUAAAACAUAAUGGUCUACCCAAUUGGCUUUAAAUGUCAAGUUUGUUACCACCUUGGGUAGAUUUCUCAAUCUAUGAAAUAGAUGUCUGAUACAUAUUUAAAAUAUACUAUUGUUAUCAAUGUGUCUGUUAAAAUUUGUGUAUAGUCAAGAACACAUUGUUACCAGUUAUUUUCACUCAAUUAUGAACCUUACAAUUAUCCACAUAAAUCUCGAAAGUUGGAAUCUUUUUAUUGUUUUGGAUAACAUGAUAAUAUUAUGUUGCUGACUGUCUCUGAUCAAAGCAGAACUGGUUGUCUUGCCACUUUUGAAAAAAGAAAAUUGCAUAAGCAUGAAUUGGUGAAAAGCAGAUAUUGAUGAUUUAAAACUAUUGAGAUUUUGCUUGUAUUUUUCAAGCAAAUUAUUACAUAAAUUCAACUUUUUCAAGUUCAAAACCACAUUUUAUCAGUUUAUUAAAAUAAAAACUUUAAAUCUAGUCAAAGGCUCAAUUUAUACCGUCGUUGUGGAACGGAAUUAGGGGAAUUCUCGAGGAUAUCGCAGAAGAUGUGUAACCUUUUUGUCACUCGUAACUAGUUUGUAUGUUAUAAAAUUGACAUUAAGUUCAUUAUGUUAUACACAUUUCACUGCAAACUUUCGUUUUCAUUCUAUUCCACAGUGAUAUAUCGAAUAAUAUUAAUAAUAAUACCUAUAUAAUAUUCAUCUAUUAUCAAAAAGCCAUAUUCCAGUUUAUUGGGAAGAUAUCCAGUUACUUUGUGAUAGCCCAAUGUGUUGUUGUCUGUACAUAAUUUAGUAUGUAUUUAUCUUUCCCAGAAACUAGGGACUAUAAAAUAUGACCUCUUAUUUUUUUGUGGAUUUCUAAACACUUAGUUAUCACAAUUUUGUAAAUGAUGUGAGAACACUUUGUAUGUUUUGUGUGUAUCACCAUUUGUGUUGUGUAUAGAAUAAGACUACACUGACCUGGAUAUUUAAUCUAGUCAUUAUUUAUUAUAUGCUUAGCAUAGCAUAUUUAUUUUUAAUAAUCUAAUAAACAUUGUAUAAAGAAAUAGUACAAUACAGGGAAUGAAUAUAUCUGGAUGUGCUUAUUUAAAUGUAAUGCAUUAAGUAACUUUUGAUGAUCUAAAGAUUAAAUGGUUACUAUUUAAUUGCAAUGAGGAAUCUCUGUAAUGGACUUUAUCACCACUUUACAUCAAGUGGGGUGAGACAUUUGCCUACCUGGCUUUAUAAAAAAAAAACUCCAAAGCGAUGACAGUAUGUAGAGAUAAAAAAGGAAGCUUUUUUUACCAAAAUUAUUCAUUAUUAAGUUAGUUAUUAGUUAAAUAAGUAUUAAUCACAAAAACUACCUAUUUACAUUAGCGCUUCUUGCUCCUUAAAUUUUAUUUAAAAUACAAUCAUGUGUAUAAUGCGAUUCAACCAAGAAUAGGACCGACUGGGCGCCAUGUUGUGAUGUCAUAGCUAUCAAUUCAAACCAAAUAGGUAGAGUGAGCAAAAAAAAAGUUUUUAUUUAAUAAAACUUAUUUAUUAAGAUUAAGUGAGAAAAAAACAUCAGAUUUUUUAUAUAUUUUUUUACUAUGCCUUGUUUUUGUUUUGUUUGUAUUGUUCGACCUAUGUCAGAAAAAUCAACAUUUCUGUCAAUACAAUUUUUAUCACAAAUUCGCUUACAAAAGACAAGGACGGAAAUCUGCGUCACACUAGAUAUAGGAAGUUGUCAUUGGCUGGAGGGCUGGAAUAAUUACAACACAGCAUUAGCAUUGUUCGACCAAUGACAGAAAAGUCAACAUUUCCGUCAAUACAGUAUGAUUUAUUAUAUUUUUAUUACAAAUUGUUAUUUAAAAGUAAUAAAAAAACCCCAACCUUUUUUUUCAGGUUAUUUUACAUUAGCGGAUUACUCCAAAUUAAACAGAGUGACGGUUUCAUAAAUAAAAUAGUUUUAUUGCGCCUGUAUUUUUUUAAAUUUCUAACAAAUAUAGCGCAUUCAAACCAUCAUAAAUCGUUUAAUGUGAAUGAUGAAAAAUUUUCAAUGCCGUCCAACGACUUAUUGUGCGAACAAGCACUCUUGCUUUAAUUCGAAUAAAAUAAGAAUAAAUAACGAACUCCAGUGUGUUCAUUAUUCAUAUAAAUAUUCUUUUCUUUUGAAAAAAAUUGCAAAUAUAAAUAUAAUGUAAAGUUUUAGUUUUUAAGAUGUAUGAUGUCUCACUUAUUUUAUAAAAUAGUUACAAUACUUGUAUCUUUCCAAGAGGUAGGUGCAGAUAACAGCGUCUAUUAUCACAUUAAACUGGUAAACAAAUUAUUUUUAUUUUUGUAACGUAAAUCUUAAUGCCAUGGUCAUUAUUUUCGAAAUUGUUUGAAAAAACUUACUGUACCACCUGAUGCGCUGUUCAUUAGGUAUAAAUUUUCCGAUAUUGUCACGUGAUAGCGCGAUUGCUAAAAAUCUUGCUAUAAGGGCGACUGCACUGUACCUACCAUUGUUAUUAUGAUAAAUUAAUAACAGUACCUUUCGUGUAAUAUAAUAGCAAACAAGAGGAAAGAAAGUUGGUGCUCCGUCACUUUAUGGUCAAAGACAAGUGAUUGUCGCUAAGUGUUCUUAGGGCAGUCUUUUUAUCCAGGUACGGAUUUAGAGGUAAGGGGGCACGGGGGCAACGAAGGAGCGGAGGCUUUUAAAUCUAGGCCGGGCGGACGCCCCCCGUUGUUGGUCACCCAUCGACAUUAAUUUUUUUCCCUCUGUAGUGGCGGCCCCCCUGUCUUUUGGGGUCUCCUAGGCCACAGCCCGCCCCCCUUAAUCCGUUGUGGAUUAGCGCACUUUUUGAAAUAACUAAAUAACAAACUUUAAUUUACCAUCUGAAUAAUGACUUCUAUCAGCCGACGGCGAAUCGAAGAAUACUUGGGUGUUUUUGAUUUGUACUGUAUUAAUCCGUCUUAUCAUAUUUCUAUAUGGUAGAAAUUACAAAAUAAGAACGCGUUACUCUUAUCUCGGGCCCACCGCGCCCCGUCUGUUUGGCAAGGGCAUAAAGGACUAUAUCAAUGUCUUGUAGCUAUUCAUUAGAAACGACUCUGGUGGUCAAAAUGUCAAUGGAUAGAUGUGUUACUUUGCCUGCUGUUUUAUAUAAAAGUAGUGUCGCUCGAUUGAAAAGGCGAUUUACCAGCUACCCUCGGAAGCUCUUGUUCUCACUGUUUUGAGUUUUGGACGCGCCUUCAGACUUUAAUCCCAUUUUCUUACCUGUACAUUCCCAGUCUCCCCCGCGGGUAUUGCCAUCGGAGGCCAAUGGGAAUAAAAAAAACUGAAGUGACUUCAUUCCCAUUUGCCUCCGGUGGUAAUCCCUGCGGCGGCUGGGAAUAAACAUUUAGUUUUUCUAUUCCCAUUUGCCUGCGGUAGAAAAUCCCGCGGGAAUAUACGAUUUAGCGUCUGGUUGCGAUCUGCCAAUGUUGUAACAUUAGGCGUUGAGCAGACGACGGGGCGGGGCGAGCAUUUUGUCCGCGAAGCAAUAAAGACCGCGUCUGUCCGUCGAUGUCUGCGGCUGCCCGCGCUGCGUACACAAAGCACACGGCGGGCAGAGGCGGUCAGUUUAGGACGUUCGUUCUAGUGAAUAGUCCAUGACCGCCCCGCGCCGCCGUCUGCGUUACUGCAUAUAAACUGGUUUGUAUGAUCCACGGCGGGCAGCCGCGGACAUGCCGCGCCUUGGGUGCCCGCCGGGCACCCAAGGCGCGGUCUUUUUGACCGCUGUGUGCGUUUGAAGUAUAGGAUUCACUUUGUGCUAUUAUUCGCGGCGAAAUUGACCGGCCCGCCCCGCCCCGUCGUCUGCAAAGCGCCUUACUGUUUAAAGUUGAGAACAUUUUUCCUAAUAUUAUGCAUUCCUUUUGACAUUGUACAAGUUGAAUACAUUCCUUUUGAAACCUAGUACUCGACGAACUUAUUGCAUGAUACGUGUAACAGAUAGGUAGGAUACAUUUACGAUUGUUAAUUGUGACAUUUUAUUUGGGAUAUGAAGUCGACACUACCACAUAGGCUGGAUAGGUGAUAAUCGCUUGAACUAUUCCGUUUUUGCCAAAAUAAAAUCAUGAAUAGUUGGAAAGGUCCUAUGAUCCAGCGAAAGCAUUUAAUGCCUUUACAGUUCUAUUCAUUUGUACCUAUACGUAGUAUAAUGCAAAUGUAUAAUGUUGUCUUUGCAUUUGUACCCAUUUAUAAUUGUAUCCAUCAGCAUUGUAUGUUUUAUCUUUCACUUAUUUCCACCAAUAUACUUUUUUCGAUGGUAAUAAAUUGUUGAAAACGUUUAAUGUAUUUUCAUUAUUGUAAGUGCAUAAUAAACUACCACAGAUGAGAACGGGAUCCUGUACUAACUCCUUAGAAGUUUAUUAGCAA
This is a messenger RNA of Chilo suppressalis (striped riceborer), 5603 nucleotides long. The record is from the annotation of a GenBank genome assembly. NCBI's taxonomy places the organism in Eukaryota, Metazoa, Arthropoda, Insecta, Lepidoptera, Crambidae.